AAUCUCGAGCGCUGUGUAGUGUGCUCUUUCUCUUGUGCGAACCGGGCAGUUAGCAUCACGAAAUGGCUCUACACGUGCCGAAAGCUCCGGGCUUCGCCCAAAUGUUAAAGGAUGGCGCCAAGCAUUUUUCUGGGCUAGAGGAGGCAAUUUUCCGAAACAUUCAAGCAUGCAAAGAACUGGCACAGACGACACGGACAGCCUAUGGGCCCAAUGGCAUGAAUAAAAUGGUCAUCAACCAUCUGGAAAAGCUCUUUGUCACCAAUGAUGCAGCAACCAUUCUGAGAGAACUUGAGGUCCAGCACCCAGCAGCGAAGAUGGUCGUGAUGGCGUCACACAUGCAGGAGCAGGAGGUUGGGGACGGGACCAACUUCGUUCUGGUGUUUGCCGGAGCCCUGCUGGAGCUGGCUGAGGAGCUGCUGAGGAUGGGUCUAUCUGUGUCUGAGGUUAUUGAAGGGUAUGAGAUGGCCUGCAAGAAGGCCCUGGACAUCCUGCCUGAGUCUGUGUGCUCCUCGGCCAAGAAUUUGCAGGAUGUGGAUGAGGCCACCGCCAUGAUCCGCACGGCUGUUAUGAGCAAACAGUAUGGGAAUGAGGAUUUCUUGGCCAACCUCAUUGCCCAGGCUUGUGUUUCCAUUUUUCCAGAGUCGGGAAAUUUUAAUGUGGACAAUGUCCGAGUGUGCAAGAUCUUGGGCUGUGGGUUGAAUUCCUCUUCAGUUGUACAUGGAAUGGUUUUUAAAAAGGAAACAGAAGGAGACAUCACAUCGGUCAAGGAUGCAAAGAUAGCAGUAUUCUCCUGUCCCUUUGACUGCAUGGUAACGGAGACUAAGGGGACAGUUCUGAUAAAGAAUGCUGAGGAGCUGAUGAACUUCAGCAAGGGUGAGGAGGACAUGAUGGAGGCCCAGGUCAAGGCCAUCGCUGAGGCUGGAGCCAAUGUUGUUGUAACUGGGGGCAAGGUGGCAGACAUGGCCCUGCACUAUGCCAACAAGUACCAGCUCAUGGUGGUCAGGCUAAACUCUAAAUGGGAUUUAAGAAGACUGUGUAAAACAGUUGGAGCUGUUGCACUGCCCAGAUUGACACCCCCAACACCUGAGGAGAUGGGUCGCUGUGACAGCGUCUACCUCACAGAAGUUGGUGACACCCAGGUGGUCGUCUUCAAACAUGAAAAAGAGGAUGGUGCCAUUUCUACUCUGGUUAUCAGGGGAUCCACAGACAAUCUGAUGGAUGACAUUGAAAGAGCCAUUGAUGAUGGUGUCAACACAUUCAAGGUUCUUGUAAGGGACAAGCGUCUUCUGCCAGGUGGUGGGGCCACUGAGAUCGAGCUGGCCAAACAGAUCACAUCAUAUGGAGAGUCCUGCCCAGGUCUGGAACAGUAUGCCAUCAAGAAGUUUGCUGAAGCUUUUGAGGCAGUGCCCCGUGCACUGGCGGAAAACUCUGGGGUCAAGGGUAAUGAACUUGUGUCCAAACUGUAUGCCGUACACCAUGAAGGGAACAAGAACAUUGGGUUUGACAUUGAGGGAGAGGGUGCAGCUUUGAAGGACAUGCUGGAGGCUGGCAUCUUGGACCCCUACCUAGUCAAACACUGGGGCAUUAAACUGGCCACCAAUGCUGCUGUCACUGUGCUCCGAGUUGACCAGAUCAUUAUGGCUAAACCGGCAGGGGGACCCAAAGCUCCCCAAGGCAAGCAAGGUUGGGAUGAGGAGGACUGAGAAGCCCCCCAGAUUCUCUGCAUAAACUUAUUUAUGUUCAACUAUUCACUUUCUAUAAGAAUAACCAUGUGCUGUUGUAUAGAAAGGCUGCUGCCUUUUGUCUUUGUUUUGUCAAUAAAAGACACUUAAGA
Messenger RNA from Megalops cyprinoides (Indo-Pacific tarpon), 1834 nucleotides. RefSeq names its product chaperonin containing TCP1, subunit 8 (theta) (gene cct8). NCBI's taxonomy places the organism in Eukaryota, Metazoa, Chordata, Actinopteri, Elopiformes, Megalopidae. Bases 63 to 1703 code for a protein of 546 amino acids. The transcript has 15 exons. Gene Ontology annotation, cellular component: chaperonin-containing T-complex. The record is from RefSeq and is a predicted model, not a curated record. Gene Ontology annotation, molecular function: ATP hydrolysis activity; ATP binding; ATP-dependent protein folding chaperone. Gene Ontology annotation, biological process: protein folding.